Pogona vitticeps (central bearded dragon) is the source of this 1885-nucleotide messenger RNA. NCBI's taxonomy places the organism in Eukaryota, Metazoa, Chordata, Lepidosauria, Squamata, Agamidae. The record is from RefSeq and is a predicted model, not a curated record.
AGGGGAAGCUUUGCUUAGAGGAAGUAAAUGCCUCUGGAGAAGCGUAAUUGUGAAAGAAUGGGGGAUGUUUCCCUUGCCUGAUCAGACCUGGGCUCAGAAAAAGCGCUGGUGCAAGGGGAUCGUGGCAGGCAAGAGAGACUGAAUCCGAAGCUGUCCUAACAUCCUGCAGAGGAAUCCUCAACAACCAUGCCCCGAAUGGGUGGGGGGCAUGGCAUACAUUCACAGCAGAACUCCCGGAAGAAGUUGCUGUUUGCAGCUUCCAUCCUGAGUUUGUGCUUCCUGUUGAGUCAAGGCCAAGCUGGAACAAUACCAGUCAUGGUUGAACCACCAAUGCCAAGAGAAGGAGACACCGUCACGUUGAAACCAGGAACCAUCCCAGAAAAUUCUGUUACCUGCCGUUGGUACCGAGGGGAAGCUGCUGACGCUAAUGUUAUCGUUAUCUUUUUUUUUUUCCCAAGUCCUGGGGAAGAAAAGGGACCUGCAUACACUGGGCGGGAGACGGUGGACUCCAGCUGCUCUCUUCAGAUCACAGACCUAAAGUCAAAUUACUCUGGAACCUAUAGAUUGUCCUUUGAUGGACCUGGAAUUACUGCAACUGGGAGUGCAAACAUCACGGUCAUAGAAAAGCUCUCCCAGCCAAUCCUGUCGCCUGCGAAUUAUGUGGCACUUGAGAACGAGAACAUCACCUUGUAUUGUAACAUAUCCAGCGGCAACGCUUUCAACAUUUCCUGGUACAGAAAUAGUGGGCCUGUGUCACCAGAGGCAGACAUUUCUGAAAAUAAGAAAAACCUUACUCUACGUAACUUCACCAAUGCCGAUGCAGGGAUCUAUACAUGUGUGGCCAGCAACCAGCUCAGCAGUGAAACGAGCAACCCCAGCAGCAUAACCUUGGCAUAUGGGCCUGUGGACAUUAAAGUGGAGCCAGCAGGUGUCAUAACCCUGAAACUAGCUUCCAAGUUGGAUCUGCUGUGUACGGCGGACUCCAACCCUGCAGCACAGUUUCAGUGGUUUAUCAAUGGUACUGUCCAGCAUGUGACAAAUAACAGAUUCAGUGUUGACUCGGUGGCCUGGAAAGAUGGAGGGAAUUACACUUGUCAGGCCAACAACACGGUCACCAAAAAUCAUGCCUUAGUGUCUGUCAUUGUGAAGGUGACAAACCAGGGUCCUUCUCUUUCCAGUCCUGGUGGCUUGGGAGGUGGAGCCAUUGCUGGGAUUGUUCUUGGGUCCUUGGCCGUGACACUGGCAUUGACGGGCACCCUGUUUUACUUCUUCUGCCGUGGCCGUCAUCAAAAUGUGAAGACAGAUUCACCGGUCAUAAUUGCUCCUAAUCUCUACGAGAACAUCCUCCCUUCUGGACCAGUAAGGACUGGGGCGAACCCCGAAAGCUCUUCUGGGACCAGCCAAACAUAUGAGACACUACAAUUCAGAGACCAAGCUGUGUAUCAAGAGAUAAAAUGAGAAUUGAAGAGCCUUCCACCCUCCCAUCUGCUGCUGUGCCCUUUAUUUUACCGACAAACUUUGUUUUCCUUCCCAAAGGAGAAUCCGUUCCUUUGAGCCUCCCUUGAAUAAGGACAAGCACCUUCUUUCCUCCCAUGCAUCUUCCAGUGAAACCCAACUUUUUAGAAACUCUAUAUCCCGCCUUCUAGACAAGAGAGCUAGGAUCUGAAGCAUAAUGGCAAAUACAUGGAUAUAUCGAAACACGUGUGACACCCUUCGCCUGGAAAGGCCGUAAAGCUAUCCAUGAAAUUAUAUCUACCAUAAUCAAGAGAGCAGAAUCUGACUCUAGAAGAAGCUUUACAUUCCACAUUACGAUGAGACCGAGUCUAGAAGAGUUAAUUUUUGGACUACAACCUGUUCUUUAUUGAUGGUGAAUUUGAUUGUUUUU